Molecule: messenger RNA, 246 nt
Organism: Lathyrus sativus (Indian pea)
Lineage: Eukaryota; Viridiplantae; Streptophyta; Magnoliopsida; Fabales; Fabaceae
Source: the annotation of a GenBank genome assembly
AUGGAAGAAAAACAUCUUCAAGAUAAAGAAGAAACUGAUAGGAAAAUUCAGCUUCUUCUUAAGACUGUUUUGAAUCAAAAUACUUCUGAGUUGAACAUAGAGGCUUUGGUAGCUUUGAUAUCAACUCCUGUAACUGAUGCUAACAGUGUCUUACGUUCUUCUACAUCAACACAUGCUCCAACUAAUGAUCAAGUCAUGAAUGAUAAUAUCAAUGAAGAUUUUGAAUUUAAAGAUGAAGAAACGUAG